Molecule: messenger RNA, 1527 nt
Organism: Chelonoidis abingdonii (Abingdon island giant tortoise)
Lineage: Eukaryota; Metazoa; Chordata; Testudines; Testudinidae
Gene: DMRT1
Product: doublesex and mab-3 related transcription factor 1
Biological process (GO): sex differentiation; regulation of transcription by RNA polymerase II
Cellular component (GO): nucleus
Molecular function (GO): RNA polymerase II cis-regulatory region sequence-specific DNA binding; DNA-binding transcription factor activity, RNA polymerase II-specific
Source: RefSeq, a predicted model, not a curated record
AUGCCCAAUGACUCAUUCACCAAGCCUUCGGCUUCUUCGGACCAUCAUGCCCAGGGGGGUAAGAUGGGGAGCUUUGGGAAAGCCGCCGUUCUGAUGGCUGCUACUACUCCUGCCGCAGGUGGAGGGGGCGCCGGGGUCUUAGCUCAAGCCGCCGCCGCCUCGGGAAAGAAGUCUCCCCGUCUCCCCAAGUGUGCCCGGUGCAGAAACCACGGCUAUUCCUCGCCACUGAAAGGGCACAAGAGGUUCUGCAUGUGGAGGGACUGUCAGUGUAAAAAAUGCAGCCUGAUCGCAGAGCGGCAGCGGGUGAUGGCAGCGCAGGUUGCAUUGAGAAGGCAGCAGGCCCAAGAAGAAGAGCUGGGGAUCAGCCAUCCCAUCCCUCUGCCCAGUGCCCCAGAGCUCUUUGUUAAGAAGGAAAACAAUGGUGGCAGCUCCUGUUUAUUGUUGGAAAGCAGCAGCCCGACACAUUCAACAAACACAGCAACUACAGCAUCCACCACCCCAUCAGAGGGACGGAUGCUCAUUCAGGACAUUCCUUCCAUCACCAGCAGAGGGCAUCUGGAGAGCACAUCUGACUUGGUUGUGGACUCCACCUACUACAGCAGUUUUUACCAGCCUUCCCUGUAUCCUUACUACAACAACCUUUACAACUACUCCCAAUACCAGAUGGCAGUGGCCAGUGAAUCCUCCUCUAGUGAUAUGGGGGGCACACUAGUAGGGUCCCCUGUGAAAAACAGCCUGCGAAGCCUCCCAGCCACAUAUAUGUCAAGCCAGUCAGGAAACCAAUGGCAGAUGAAAAGCACAGAGAGCAGACAUUCCAUGAGCUCCCAGUACAGGAUGCACUCGUACUACCCUCCUGCCUCCUACCUGGGCCAGAGUGUUAGCACACCUGCUUGUGUUCCGCAGAUCUUCACUUUUGAGGACAGCCCCUCGUACUCAGAGUCUAAAGCAAGCGUAUUUUCACCACCCAGCAGUCAAGAUUCUGGCUUAAUUUCCCUUUCCAGCAGCUCUCCUAUCAGCAAUGAAAGCACCAAAGGAGUACUGGAGUGUGAGUCUGCCUCUGAGUCUGGCACCUUCACUGUUAAUUCUGUUAUAGAAGAUGGCGAGUAAGCAAAAUUCAGGAGAUCUCUACUUUAUUCAGGAGAUCAAGUGCAUUCUGUUAUAAUGUUGGUUGUUUGCCUGUUUUGCAUUGACUGAUGCUGAAGUAAACAUUGAAAAAAAUGUUUGGUUUAUUCUUUUCAGACUUGUAUUAUAAUUACUAAAACUUACAUUCCUGUAACAGUUUAGGGACCAUAGCUUCACAGGCUGCAAUGCAGGUUAGGUAUUUUUUGCUUGGUGUUAAUGCAGUAAUUCUCUUUAUUAAAUUUACACUCAGUAAACUACUCUUUACAAAAGUCCUGGAUUGUGGCAUGAAUAAAAUAUAAUCAAAGUUAAGAUGAAAUGUUAGACCCCUUGGGGGGGUUGGUUCCAGUUUGCAUACACAAGAAUGCUAUAAUGUAGAACAGGUCAGGUAAAUCCCUAACCAGUGGC